Messenger RNA from Spirodela intermedia, 6716 nucleotides. Lineage: Eukaryota; Viridiplantae; Streptophyta; Magnoliopsida; Alismatales; Araceae. The record is from the annotation of a GenBank genome assembly.
AUGACGACGGCGGCGGCGGCGGCUAGUACUAGUCCGCAGAUAUCUCCAGCAUGCUGCGGGGGAAUAUCGAGCUCGUCAAGCGGAGUUCGCAGUUUUGUUACUUUGCGGAAUCGUCGGUUGAAUCUGGGAAACUGUUUCUCCCGCAGGAGAGUUCUCGCUGUAAGUUGCCGCUUCGAGCAAGAAGCCAGCAGUGCGAGAGUCGCUUGCAGCCUGCCUCCGGGGAGGGAGGACGAGCAAUUUGUUCAGUGGUUCCGGCAGGCUUGGCCUUACAUUAGAGGGCACCGUGGGAGCACCGUCGCCGUCGUGAUCUCCUGUGAAAUCGUCGCAAGUCCUCACCUGGACAGCAUCCUUCAGGUAUGUCUCCUUCUUGUCGUACGUCCAAUCGAGUGAUUAUCGUAUUUGCUGCUGACCACUCUGCGUGCCUAGAGGGAUUAAAGUAGUCAAGAUCGAUCCCUCAGCUUUAGUUACAAUAAUAUAAGUUCUUCCAUUAGAAAAAGAUUUUGAGAAUCUCUCUGAGUCGCAGUGCCUUUUUUAUUUGUUGGAAUAGCAUUGUAAACAGUCACUUCUCUCAGAGAAAAGCCUCAGAACGCAUCCUUCACCAGUGAUUGCUUAUGUUGGUGUGUUCGUUUGCAGGAUAUCUCGCUCCUUCAUGGUUUGGGGAUCAAGUUUGUUCUUGCUCCCGGCACUCAGAUGCAAAUUGAUAAGCUCUUGGAAGAGAGAGGUGAUAGGAUUGAUGCAAUGCACUCUCGUUCAUGACGUCUACCUUCACGGGUUUCCAGGAUUCUCCACUUUGAUUUUUUCCAAACAUUGAUUUACACAGCGUAGCUUUUGAAUUGCUACGAACGAUGUACAAUUCCUCUUCAAAUGCCUUUGCAUUAUAUAUGAUAUUACUUUGCUAGGGACUGGUUUCUGUGUUACCCUGCUUGAUGAUUUAUAUAGCCACAUGGAUGUCUCUCAGAUUGUUGUCCAGAUGUACAAAAACAGCAGUAGACGAGCCUAAAAGCGUAUGACUACUUACUGCUAAAGAUUAAUUUGCUGCAAGCUCAACUUAACCUAGAGCAUCCUUCUAUAUUUUUUAUGACGAACAUAUAAAAUGGAAUAUCUUAAUGAUACAUGGAUAUAAAUGUUAAGGCAUUAAAUAAGUUUUCUAUCACAAAAACUAGAAGAACUUUAAAUUUGGCAUAGAAAGUCGUAAUGUACUGUUGGUAACCAUAUAAACAUGGUCUAUGUUCAUCUAUACAGCAAUAUUUAUACUGUUUGUUUUGUGUGCUCAUUUAUUGUAUGGAGAUAUCUAACUUUGGUGUAUACAUUAUUAUUCUAGGAAGCAAGCCAAAGUAUGCUGGUCGUUAUCGAAUAACUGAUCCUGAUUCUCUGGAGGCUGCAAUGGAAGCAUCGGGUAAAAUUAGACUUACAAUAGAGGCAAAGCUUUCUCCAGGGCCCCCAAUGUUGAACCUUCGUCGACAUGGUGAUAAUAGCCGUUGGCAUGAACUUGGCGUUUGUGUUGCCAGUGGCAACUUUCUUGCAGCCAAGGUCAAAUGGUGAAUGCUUUUUAUUUUAUUUAAUUUGUGCAGAAAACCAUCACAAAAUUUUCAUUAUUUUAUUUAUCAAUUUAGAUGCUGUAUUCUGUCAAUUCAUGGUGUUCAUGAUUGGUAAUUCCAGUGCACAAGGUUAUCUUGGGAAUUCUUAAGAGAUAAAACUUUCUAAAAUAACCUCGUCAAGGAAGAAAUUAAAAUAUUUUAUGGUUAAUUCUUGUUCAAAUUGUGUAUAUUGCGUGAAAAUACUAAAGCCCACUAAACAUAACCAGCAGAGCUUGCGGAUUCACUAAAACCUAACUUUGCUUGUUCUGGAGAUGAUGACGACUAGAUAUAAUAGCAUCCUUUCAGAUCACAGGCAUAUUACUUUUGACCAUUUACCUUAACAGUUCCCCUGUUUCUUGAAGAACUUCUCUAGGAUUACUUUCAAAGUUGUCAUUUUGUGUUGCAUGCGCCAAGAAAAAUGAACAGAGAGAAGGUCCAAAAAAGGGAAAUUAACAGACAAGAGAUGUAGGUUGCAGAAUCUUAUGGAGUGUGCUUAGGUUAUUGUGUUGCAAUGCAAUUUACAGAGAAAUAAAAUAGUUGUGUGGACUACUAAGUUGUAUGAAGGAAAUAUUGUAGUUAUAGCUUUUAAUGGGAUGACAAUUUUUUUGAGGCAAUUUAUGAGGGAUAUAAUGGUAACUUAGAAUAAAAAAGUUGACUGUUAAGUUAUUGGUGUGCUUGCAUUAUCGUGUUGUAAUAGGAUUUACAGAGUAAUAAAACGGUUACUAUUGACUAAGCUGCAGAAAGUAGACCUUGUGGUUAGGACUGUCGGUGGAAUUGUGACUUUACAAGAACAAUUAAUAAUGGAGAUAAUCGUACCCUAGAAUAAUAAGUUUCCCCAAGUUCCCUUGAGGUACGCAUGAGAGGAAAGGGAACUUUUUUUCGUGAGUUUACUUGUCAGCCAUAGAAUUUAGGAGAUCCGAAUGGAAUUGGGGAAAGGAUAAUCUUUGUGCUGGGCCGUUAAUUUCGAACAGCUGGGCAUGAUGAAGGAAAAUGUCUUUCUCUUCUGAUUAAUAUAUAGUACAAUGUCUUCAGUUUUUCAUAUGGUAUUUUACUGCUCAGUUGAUUUAUAUAAGGAAUUAUUUCUUCCAUUCUAAUGUGUGAACAUAUUUGGCGUUGAGUGUGAAAAUCUACCAGGGAAAUACGCCCUUUUAGAACGACUUUUUAACACGUAUGGCGAUUUAAAUACUUUUUUUUCCUCAAGUCAUCUUGGGUUUUCCUUAUCAUAUGUUGCCUUGUUUUCGCUUGGAUAACCUUCAUAUCUAAUUUCCUUUUGUGAAUAUGAAGUUAGCUCUUAGCCUUCAGUCCAUUGUGCCAAUAAAUGGAUUAUAGUUUUUGUAUAGUUGAUAUUGUAACUUAUUUUUUAUUUUCUCUCCCUAUUGACAGAGAAGAGGAGUAGUUGAAGGUGUCGAUUAUGGAGCAACCGGUGAAGUGAAGAAAAUAGAUGUUUCUAGAAUUAGAGAGAGACUCGACAAGGACUGCAUAGUUAUGAUGAGCAAUCUUGGGUACUCAAGCUCAGGCGAAGUUUUAAAUUGCAAGUAUGCCAGUUAACUACAAUUCCGUUAGCAUUCAUUCAUCAAUUUCUUUCACAAAGGAGUUGAAUAUAUUACCAUUUACCAUUCAGGCGUAUAUUAAAUACAAUAUCAAUAUCUUCCCUUUAGUGCAUCUCUUCCUGUAGUGUAAGCAUUCAUUCCCUUUACAGGAGGGUCGUUAUCCAUCCUAUCCAUAUACGAUGACAUAGAUGAUGUCACUGGAUACCUCUCCCUUCAGAACAGCCUUUCAUGUUCGGCAAAAAAAAAACACUUCUUGCUGAAGGCUUUAUCAAUCGUCCCUUUCAUUUCCCUGCUCAGAGUUUCCCAUGUGUUGUAUCUUGUGAUGAGUGAGUGCACUUAUUCUGGCUUUUAUGCUCGUGGUUUUCUUUGAAUAGCUAACGUGCAGAGGGGAAAAUCUUCAGCUAUCCCAUUUUUACAGUUUGGCAUGCAAUUCAUAUCAGAGACCUCCACUUUUAUACCAUACCUUAAUCAUAUGUUUUUUGUUUGACUCAUAAUUUUCGUUCUAUAACUAAUUUCCUUUUCAGCACGUAUGAAGUUGCAACAGCGUGUGCCUUGGCCAUUGAGGCAGAUAAACUUAUUUGCAUAGUUGAUGGUCCAAUUCUUGACGAACAUGGCCGGUUUACACGGUUUUUGACCCUUAAAGAUGCUGACCUGCUGUUAAGAAAGCGGGUCAAGCAGAGUGACGUAGCUGCAAAUUAUGUGAAGGCUGUAGGUGACGAUGAUGUGUGCCAUCCAGGAUUUCAUGAGCCAAAUGAAAGUGGUAACGUCACGAGGAAUGAAAGGGACAUCAGCAUUGUAGCAUUUAAUAAUGGUGUUGGCUUCGAGAAUGGGAAUGGACUUUGGCCUGGAGAGCAGGGUUUUGCAAUAGGAGGCAAAGAGAGGAUGAACAGAUCAAAUGGCUACCUUUCAGAACUGGCUGCUGCAGCCUACGUAUGCAGAGUAAGUAAACAAUAUCUUUUCUAGCCCUUUGAUUCUAUGGUCAAAAGUGGAGCAGCUUAACCUCAUUAAUGAGAAUAUGUUGGGUAAAUUAGACGUCUAUUAACGUUCAGCAUCCAGUUAAUGUUCGUCUGUUUGAGGGAAAAUCCAUCAAUCCUAAACUUCAUCCAAUGUAAGACCUUAUAGUCGUCAUGCCAUCUUCAUAUAAUCAGUCUUUGAGCAUUUAUCCAGACAUUUUUGUUAAUUUUGAUGUGAAGAGAGUGGUUUCUAAAAUUUUGACCAAAAAAACUCAUUAUUUAUAACAUCACUUCGCCUAGGCUACGAAGAAACUGUUCAUAACAUAAAACAGGAAGAACGGGAGAUGGAGGGACUCGGAAAUUCCGAAAGCUUGCUUGUCCUUGGCUAUGGAUCCUACCUUCGAAUGAUUGGGAAUAGCAUUCAUCGCUUCAAAUCCUUAUUUAUCUGUCUUCACAUCUGCCCACCUUUUUCUUACUUAUCUCAAGUUCGGUUCUCAUUUUGCUUUCUGACAGGGUGGUGUAAAAAGGGUUCAUCUGAUAGAUGGCACCAUCGGCGGAGCCUUGUUGUUGGAGCUGUUCACGAGGGAUGGAGUGGGCACAAUGAUAGCUAGGUAUGUGGUGCUAGAAAAGGACCGGCAGGUUUUCAUGCUUUCACUUUACUGUUCUUUUAUGGGUCAAUUCAUAUUCUGAAUGCUGGAUUUCUUUCCGCUUUUCCCCCAUUUUUUUCUCAAUUUAGAGGUAGAAGAUGAUCACCAUCUUCUCCCAGGGGUGGAAUUUCUCUGAUCAUUUUAAGAAUACAGAAGAUUAUAUAGUCGUACUUUUUCUCUGGAGAUCUGCAGUGCAUCUCAAAUUCCCAUUGCUACUUCUUCUUCAGUGAUGUUUACGAAGGAACUCGGAUGGCUAGAGAAACAGACGUGCCUGGCAUGAGAGAGAUAAUCCAACCUCUAGAAGAAAGCGGUGCAUUGAUCCGAAGGACCAAUGAACAGGUUUCCAGUUUAAUCUCUCUCUCUCUCUCGGUAUUUAUUGUAGAUAAUUUUAAUUAAUCACCAUUUAUGGUAUUUUUUUUCUUUUGCUUUCCUGUCAGUUACUUGAGGAAAUAGACAACUUUGUUGUUGUCGAGAGAGAUGGCUCGAUCAUUGCAUGCGCUGCCCUCUUUCCCUUCUUCAAGGAUCGCUGUGCAGAGGUCGCCGCAAUCGCUGUGUCUCCUGAAUGCCGCGGACAUGGACAAGGCGACAGGUUACUAGGUCUGUGGGUUUUUUUUGCAAAAUUUCACACACAUACACAAACACAAACACAUAAUGAAUGUAUAUAUAUAUAUAUAUAUAUAUAUAUAUACAGAUAAGUAUAUAUGUAAUGAAUAUUUGCAGAUUACAUUGAAAAGUGGGCAUUGUCCCUGGGACUGGAGAAGCUAUUUCUAUUGACUACUCGUGCUGCAGAUUGGUGAGUGUUUCUUGAUCUUGCCUUGUUGUUCUUCUUAAUUUGCCUUCUUAUUAGUUGCAUUUUCCGCAGUUUAUUUCUAAUCACUGAGAGUUUAUUCUGAUUGCUGAAAAUAUUUUUAAAUAUUUUUAGUACGAUCAUUUUUAUGUUUUUCCUGGAGAAAUCUUUGCUUCCGAUCUUUAUGUUGAUCCUUUUUUUUCUUUUUUUUUGGAUUGGAUUAAAUCGACUGAAGGAAGUCUGCUGAUUUCUAGAGGGUUGAACCAAUAGUAUGGCUAUAUUUUUUAAUAUAGCACUUGAAUAUGGUCCAUUUUUUUGUUUUCCUAAAGAAAUGGUUGAAUAGAUGGCUGGGAUUUGGAUCUUUAUGUCGAUCAACGGUUUUGACAAAUUUUUUAAUUGGAUUAAAUGGACAAAAUAUAAUGCUUCAUCAGUAAUAAGACUACAGAUUUUUAAUUUUUAUAGAUUUUCCCCGAAUAAAACAUUGGUUAUAUAGCUGGGAUUUGGAUCCUGAGGGCGACCAAAUAGCUGUUUUUUUUGUACAAAUAAUGGAUUAAAUGAUUUUCUGAAAAUCAUAAGCUGAUUAAACGUCGAUGCUUCACCUUCAUCAUGUUGCUCUGUAAAAGCCCUAUGAUCUUGGCCGUCCAUUGAUUUCCUUUGAACCAUUGGGAUUCAUUAGAUCAGACAGUAAAUUCUGGAUUAUGAUUUAUUUAAUAAUAAGUUUAAAUACCCCUUACCAUUGUGAUUCUGUGUACUCCCUGCGAUCUUUCCCACCAUCCAAUGCUUCAGCUCAAAUGAAGGCUCUUCAACUGGAAUGGGCGGGCUUAAAAGGCCUUAGCCCGGCCCGCCCCGUGAGAAAAGCCCGACAAUACUCACCCCGGGCCCAGCCUUCUGAAUUCACCUAUCCAAGAGAGAGAGAGAAAGAGAGGGAGGGGGAGAGAGAGAGAUGGCAUCGAGAACACGCUUUUGGGGAAUUAAUGGAAUUUUUAUUUUUAUUUAUAUUCAUAUUUGGAUCACGAAAAAAAAAUCCCUUUUCUUUGUGAAGGUUUGUGCGACGCGGCUUCUCCGAGUGCUCGAUUGACUCGCUUCCCGAGGAGAGGAGGAACAAGAUCAACAUCUCCCGUGGCUCCAAGUACUACAUCAAGACUCUCCAGCCCGAGGCCGGCGGGAUCACCGUUGAUAUGAUCGCCUCUCGGAAUUCCUGA